CGCAUGCGUCUUAUUUUGUUCCUCAGCCUUUGAAACUCGGGGUUGAGUUCAAUUAGGAGAGACCAUGUCCGCCAUCAGCCAUAUGCACUUCUCUAUCUUCUCAUUUAAAACAAAAUCUCCAUGAAAUAGCGGUAGCACGCGGCCUCGAGAAUGGCCACAUCGGGUGCUGUUCAGGUGAAACUAGAACUUGGACAUCGUGCCCAGGUCAGAAAGAAACCCACGGUGGAAGGCUUUACGCACGACUGGAUGGUGUUUGUCCGAGGACCAGAGCACAGCAACAUUCAGCACUUUGUGGAAAAAGUAGUUUUUCACCUGCACGAAAGCUUCCCAAAACCAAAAAGAGUGUGCAAGGAUCCACCCUAUAAAGUGGAGGAGUGUGGAUACGCAGGCUUCAUCUUGCCCAUUGAAGUUUACUUCAGAAAUAAGGAAGAACCUAAGAAAGUGCGCUUCGACUACGACCUGUUCCUACACCUGGACGGCCACCCGCCUGUCAAUCACCUGCGCUGCGAGAAGCUCACCUUCAACAACCCCACGGAGGAGUUCCGCAGGAAGCUGCUUAAAGCCGGCGGGCAACGGGAUCCUCACAAAAGAAGUUCGGAAGACUCUCAAGUGAUGGUAAUGCAGGAGGGCUCCACAUCUCUGUUCGGCCAGCACCUCAAGCUGCCCACCCUCCCCAGCAACUCCCUGACAUUGACCUUCUCAGACGCUAAGAAAAGCAAGGCCUUCCCAGGGUCAAAGGUCAGUGGCGGUCUCCAGGACGGUUUCAAAGGAACUGACUCCCUCCUCACCACAACCACCACCACCAGCAGCAGCUCAUCCAAGCUCCACAAACCCUCCAAGGACCACAAGGACAAGCCUUUGAAAGAGCCCAAAAGUGCCUUCAGAGACUGUGGCAGGGAACCAAGCAAAGCCUCCAAAGAUUCAUCCAAGAAACCUAAAGAGAACCAGCCUCUUCUUCGGGACAACCCCCCCAUCCCCAAGAUGGGCUUCAAGGAGCCCAAGGCCAUGUCCAAGGAGCACCGGCAGGAUGGGGGCUACUCGCACGGGGCUGGGAAUGGGACAGGGACUAACAAGCGACUGUCCAUCACCGACGGCGAGGACCACCUGACCAAAAAGCGCAAGAAGGGCUUCUCGGAGUUGACGUUAAAGCCGUCGGGGGGCUCGUUGCUGCCGCACCCACAGUCCCACUACUCGGAGAAGAAACUGCUGAAGGACAAAUCCCAGGUGCGGCCCGCUAAACUGCGGGUGGACGGUGGCGAGGCGCUGGGGGAGCGCAGGAAGGCGCCGACGCUACCGCCGUUCUCGGAGCUGACGGACGCCAACGACUCGGACAUGGAGGACAAUAUGUCCACCAAAUCAGAUUCGGAGCAGCCCAGUCCAGCCAGUUCAAGUUCCAGUUCAGGCUUUGCAGCCAGCCACAAACGCCAAGUGGCCGAAUUCGUCCGCAGGAAGGUAGGGGCCGUCCCUGGCACAGCCCACACAGUGUUGGGUCCCCUUCGUUCGAUAAUUCACGACCUGCACUCCGACGACAACGAGGAUGAAUCGGAGGAGGAGGACGAUGACAACGACAUGGACUCUGACCUGGAGCGACCAAUGCACACGCACAUGACGCACCGCCAACGCCGGGUCAGCUUGAGUGACGGCACUGAGAGUGAGAACAGCUCAGCCCCCUCUCCCCACUCUCGACACGAGCCCCCGCCUUUACUAAACACCAGUAAUAACCAGAUAAUGGAGGUGAAGAGCCCCAUUAAGCAAACGAAGCAGGAUAAGAAUAAAAACAUUGACUGUGACAAGGCUUACCUGGAUGAGCUGGUGGAGCUACACAGACGACUGAUGACGCUGAGAGAGCGGCACAUACUACAACAGAUAGUGAACCUCAUCGAGGAGACUGGACACUUCCACAUCACAAACACCACUUUUGACUUUGACCUCUGCUCCCUGGACAAAACUACGGUGCGGAAGCUCCAGAGUUACCUGGAAACGUCUGGGACGUCAUGAGGUCUGGGAGCUGCUGGCUGCUGCAAGGAACAAUGUCGGAAGAACUUAAGAAUCUUCCUCUUUUUUUGUUCCCCCUCCAAAAAAAAAUAUAUAUAUAUUCUGGUCGCUCCACUCUGCUCAUUGGAACCUGGCUCUCCACGCAACCAGGGUAGCCCGUGAGCGACAGACUGGAACAGCGUGUCGUGUCACCCUGAAGAUGAGUCCUGUCGACCAGGAAUAUCACCCAGAAAGCCUUGAAAUAAUUCCACAUUUGACAAAAAAAACGGAGACCUUGCUUUUGAAACUAAUGUGUAUUACCAUGUAUGUACAUUACAUUUUUGGGGUUUCUUUGUGAUGAAUGAUGCAUGUUCAACACUGCCUUACCACAUUUGUCGGUCUUUAUUUAUUGAAUUUGAGUUUCAGGUGUGUGUGUGAUAGCAACAAGGAAUUAGUCUUGUGCAAGCACUUCACAACAUGCAUCUCUCCGGCUCUGGAAGGACGGUGGAGCAGCGCAUUGUCAUGACAACGUUAAGAUUUAAAUUAUCUUAUGUCACGGAUGACUUGAAUGGCAAUCAAACGUCCCGCUAUGUGAAGCUUGCAACUCUACCCUCUUCAAAACAAUAUUUAUCAUCAGUGCCCACCGGUACGAGCUGAACACAAAUCAUGGACUCAAAUUGUUGUGAUUAACACAAUUGUAUAUUCCAUUCUUGGUACCAAAACUUUAAUUGACGUAUUGGAUGAUGACGAGGCAAUUUUCCAAAGUGUGCUGCAUGUCGUUUUUACAAGCUCUCACUUGUAUUCCGCAGCUCAAGUUGAAACAAAGCCUUUGUGUUUGUGAUCAAUCUAUUGUAAGCAGGCCUGGAUUUUAGUGGGGAAAAUGUACUCUUACGUAUGUAAGACAUUGAAUCUUAUUUAUUUCACGGUGACCUCAGUUGCCAAAUCAAAGUUGUGCAUUAGAAUUGAACUGAGAAAUGUUUUUGAUUAACUUUGUCCUUUUGCUAGCCUGAGGAAUUGAAGUUAAAAAAAAUAUAGUCUGCAGAGUGAUUCCGCAACAGGAACUACCAGUGGUUGUAGCUACUCACAGGGCCACACAAAGGCAGACUGUUGCAUUUUUGCUUGACCCAUGUCAGUCUUAUGAGUUUGUGUAUUCUUAGGACAUACAAUAAAAAUGCUGUGUUUUGUACAGAUGAGGACAUGUGCAACCUGUGGUGAAAAUAGUCACUGUAAAUUGUACAUUUUGUUUUGACUUUUUUGUAUGUUGCAAUGUCUUGUUGAAUGACAUUUUGUCAUAAUUUCUCCAAUUUAAUUUCUAAGCCCAAAGAUGUUUGUUUUGGUUGGGAUAUCAUGAUAUAUUGUUUAUAUUUGUAUAUAAACGUUGUGAUUAAUAA
Molecule: messenger RNA, 3365 nt
Organism: Coregonus clupeaformis (lake whitefish)
Lineage: Eukaryota; Metazoa; Chordata; Actinopteri; Salmoniformes; Salmonidae
Gene: mllt3
Product: MLLT3 super elongation complex subunit
Exons: 14
Coding region: 151-1998 (615 amino acids)
Biological process (GO): regulation of DNA-templated transcription
Cellular component (GO): super elongation complex
Source: RefSeq, a predicted model, not a curated record